Messenger RNA from Microdochium trichocladiopsis, 2869 nucleotides. RefSeq lists its product as uncharacterized. Bases 1 to 2454 code for a protein of 817 amino acids. The record is from RefSeq and is a predicted model, not a curated record. Gene Ontology annotation, molecular function: potassium ion leak channel activity. The transcript has 7 exons. Lineage: Eukaryota; Fungi; Ascomycota; Sordariomycetes; Xylariales; Microdochiaceae. Gene Ontology annotation, biological process: stabilization of membrane potential; potassium ion transmembrane transport. Gene Ontology annotation, cellular component: membrane.
AUGUCUGCGCCGGGAUCAUCUACGACGGCCGUUGAUCGGCAGCAGGACGACAAUAAUAAAGAUGCUUUCCAGCUCAAGCAGGUCGACAGCCAGGACUGGUGGUUCUGUGCAACAGCCGUACCUUUGAUAGCAGCAACCCAGGGUCCGUUGUCCAAUGUGCUCUCCAUUGCGGCACUGGUCAAUGUCUGGCGAGUGGUCCUCCCGAAUAAUGGCGAGUUACCUGAGGGCGCCGACAACUUUGGCACUCCCCUACGAGAUCCCCAGUGGGAACUCACAUGCAACGGCGUUUCACUGGCGUGCGGGUUCCUUGGGAACAUCUUCCUUCUCCUCCACUUCAUCGGUCGUGUGCGUUAUAUCGUGGCACUGCCACUGUCAAUCCUCUUUUGGUUCUUAGCCUCCGGUAUUCUCAUCGCGAUCACUGUCAGCUUGAGCAUUUAUAGUCCUCCGGUAGGUCCCGGCGAGAUCUAUGGACAAGGUUACUGGCACGCCAUACUGGCUGCGGGCUUGUACAUGCUUGGCUCUUUGAUGCUCAUGGCGAACAUGGCUGGAUAUCUUCUUGGUCACUACCCGCAAGAUUUCGACCUUAACGACGACCAGCGUACUCUAAUUCUUCAGACCACCAUGUAUUUUGUCUGGCUUGCGGGUGGUGCUGGAAUUUACGAGCGUCUUGAACAGUGGUCCAACGCAAAUGCAUUAUACUUUUGCCACGUCAGUAUUCUGACGAUUGGAUACGGCGAUGUUGUCCCCACAACUAAUGCUGGGCGAGGCUUCUUGUUUUUAUACGUCCCCAUUGGCGUGAUCCAGCUUGGUCUGGUCAUCAGCAGGAUCGCCAAAUUUGCUGCCUCAAUCUCGUCAGAUAACAUUGUGAAGAAACACCAAGACCGGCGCAGGGCCAUGACAAUCGAUCGGUCAGUCACUUCGGAAAAGGAGCUCCGGGAGCGCCUUGGACUACGUAGUAUACCGAGGAGACCAUCCACCGGCUCAGCCAUUUCUCGUUCCGGCUCCUUGUCAGGACUCAGCAGAUAUGGCAAGUUCCAGCAACGGGGUAGAACACUAACCUUUUCGGAGCACCAACCCACCCUUCGCCGCGCUCUCACUCUUGGAGACCACGCUGGCGAGCCGAAGGGGAGGCUCUCGAGAGUGCCGACGUUGAGCGACAUUGCACAAGGUCUGAAGAGCGGUCCUAGGCGCCGGCUACUGAUUCUCAAAGAAGACGAAGACCGCUUCAAUGCCAUGCGAGCCAUCCAGAAGGAGACCAGACGCUUCAAGUCGUAUACGGCCCUCAUCCUCUCUAUCAUCGUGUUUGCCAUGCUGUGGCUUCUGGGUGGCGUCAUAUUCAUGCACACUGAGGCCAGAUUGCUUGAGCUGACGUAUUUUGAGAGUUUGUACUUCUGUUUCGUUUCGCUAUUGACCAUAGGUUACGGGGAUAUAAGUCCAAAAUCGAAUAUUGGAAAACCGGUGUUCAUAGUGUGGUCACUCAUUGCUGUACCUUCACUCACCAUCUUGAUCCAAGCAAUGUCGAAUACUGUGGUUUCUUACGUCGACCGCAAAACAAACUGGCUCUUGCCACAAAAAGGGUUCCUCAAGGUCGUUCUGGACGCAAAUCCAAGACUAGGAGAAAGAAUUGCAAGGCUCAUCGACAGGCACAACGCGCAAAAGAGAGUAGAAGAGGGGUUUCAGGUGCAAGAUCCGGACGAGGCUCCAGACGUCAACAACAUUGAAGAUGGGGACGAGGAAAGGGGUUCUGAAACCAAAGAUGGAACGAAAAUGAGUGAGGCUCAGAACAAAAAUAGAUCACCUACUUCAUCGGCCUGGGACAGCAAUAUGGGGCGGCCACUAGCAAGCAACAGACAACACCCUGGCUCCGAGAAGACGGAGGUAUUGGGGAGCAACUUGGAAGAGCGUCGAUAUGUGGCUAUAACGGCACAUGAUUUUGCGCCACAGCUUUCAGCAGCCAUUCGGCACGUCGCCCGCGAUGUCAAGAUGCAUCCGCCCAAAAACUAUACCUUUGAGGAAUGGUUAUAUUUCACCAGGUUGAUCCGAUACAGCAGCCGUGAAAGCCUCAAGAAGGCCACCACAAUUGCUCGCAACAAACUAGACGAGGGAGCACUCGCCAGAAACGAGGAGGAUGAACUUGUGGCGCUAGAGGUUGCGAAGGAUGGGGAAAUAGAGGAUGACAAGGUUGUGGAGGACAGCGGUCUCAUCGAGUGGGACUGGAUUGGCGAAGACAGUCCAAUGCUUUCGGGAGUCUCUGAAGCUGAAUGGGUGCUUGACCGCCUUUGCGAAAGCCUCACCCGCUACGCACGAUGGCAGUCUCGACGACAUGAACGUGCUCACGGACACAAUCAGAAAGCGAUCGCAUAUUUUACAGAACCCGUUGGUCUCGACGAGAAGACUGGAAGGAACAGAUCAACGAACAAUGAGAAACAAGCGACGGAUAGGAGACAAAAUUAAGAAUGGGUCUUGAAUUGAACCAAAAGUCAUAUCUGCAUGAGAUGUCUCUACGAUUCGGUGCCCAUUUGACGGUACAUACUCCUGCAGCCAACACGAUGCGCCAACUAAGGUUUAAGCUUGUUGUUGAGCAAAAUGAAUAUGCCCUCUGAUAAGCAGCGGCGAACCGAAGCCGGUGGUCGCGAGGAGAUGGAAACGAUCUCGGAAGCUGGCAGGACCGCCUGGAAGUGGUGCCAUGAGACACCUUUCCACCUACAGGGGCUGGCUAGAGCACUCGCCAUAUGCCCAACGGCAUCCGGUAUCGUGACUUUCCGGCAAUGGGGACACCCAAGAGUGACCAAUGACGUAGAAGCGUCGAGACGAAAAUGACUCUGCCGUCCUCCCAUCUCUGACACUAACCCCUGUCGACCCCGUCUUU